AUGGCGAUGAUGAUGACCGGCCGUGUGCUGCUGGUGUGUGCCCUCUGCGUGCUGUGGUGCGGUGCCGGCGGUGGUUUUGCAGACGAGGAAAAGGCAGCAGGCUCUGAAAGUGGUGGUGAACUUCCACCAGCUUCAAACCCAGUUGUAACGCCUCCAGUAGGCUCCCAAGGCUUACAAAAUGGAGUAACAGUUGUUACAGAAGAAGUAUCACCAAUAUCUUCCCCUCCUCAAGGUGGGGAUGCAGAUGGUGAUGAUGAAGAUGAAGAGAUGGAAGAUGGAGAAACCGAAGAGAAAGAAGGAAAAAGAACAGCAGGGCAGAGUGGUCAAGGAGGAACAGUUGCACCAGACCCAGGUUCCAGGGAAGAGAUUUUAAUUGGCAGUGAGAAUGAAAAGAACCAGUCAAUUUUAUCUGCAGAGGACGUUUCUCCUUCCAACAGUCGAGAAUCAAUUGCCAAUCCUACGCAAACGGAAUUUGAAGAAGAGAAGAACACCGACGAAAAUAAACCUGCAGUAGAGGACGCACUCAAAACAGGUAACGGAGAGAACACACUGCCUGGGGGAGGAAAUCUUCCAUCAUCUCCAGAAGACGGUGUUGAUUCCCGCAAACAGGAUGGCGAAGAGACCACGAGUGAAAAUAAAAAAAAUCUUCCGUUGCCUGCGACCGCAGCCACACCACAAAGCCACCGAGACAAAGGCUCAGAAGGGACUGGGGAAGAUACAAAAGCAACGACAGUAACCGCCAACAAAACCGAUACGACGAAUACACAGAACAGCGACAGCAGCACCGCGGUCUUCCACACCACCUCCCCUCUUUUACUUCUUCUUAAUGCGUGUGCGGCUGCUGCUGCGGUGGUGGCCGCGUGA
Molecule: messenger RNA, 864 nt
Organism: Trypanosoma cruzi
Lineage: Eukaryota; Euglenozoa; Kinetoplastea; Trypanosomatida; Trypanosomatidae
Product: mucin-associated surface protein (MASP), putative
Exons: 1
Coding region: 1-864 (287 amino acids)
Source: RefSeq, a predicted model, not a curated record